AUGGACUUGAAGAAUAUUGCUUGUAAAAUUUCCAAAGAUCACACGUCCAAUGAAACAAACACUCUUAUUGGUUGCUGCUGCAUUAGGGAUGAUUUUGAGAGUAAGCAUGAGAAAAAAUUGAAGGAAUUCAAGAAUAUGCUGAAAGAAGAUGGAGAAAAUGCUGCAGUUCAAGGUCUGGCAAUGGUUGAUGCUAUCCAACGUCUUGGUAUUGAAUAUUAUUUUCAGGAGGAGAUCAAUGCUAUUUUGCAAAACCAUUACACGAUAAUUAACACUCAUGAUUAUGACAUUAAUCUCCCCGAAACUGCCCUUUGCUUUCGACUCUUAAGACAAGAGGGUUACUAUGUGCCUGCAGAAGUGUUCGACAGCUUUAAGGACGACGAAGGGAAUUUUAAGCAAGAACUAAGUAGUGACAUCAAGGGAUUAAUGGAGUUAUAUGAAGCUUCACAGCUUAGUAUAGAAGGAGUAGAUAUACUUGAUGAAGCUGGAGAGUACAGUCACCAGCUUCUGAAUUCGUACGUUACAUGUCUUGGUUAUACUCAGGAGAGGGCGUUAGUAGAGCAUACAUUGAAGCAUCCUCACCACAAAAGUCUCCCAAAGUUAUUGGCCAAAGACUUCAUUAGUAGAAAUUUUCGAGGGGCAAAUGGGUGGAUGAAUGAAUUGCAAGAACUUGCAAAGUUUGAUUUUGAGAUGACCCAGUCUCAACACCAGCAAGAAAUUCUUCAAAUUUCAGAGUGGUGGAAAGGGCUUGGUCUGAACAAAGAGUUGAAGUUUGCAAGAGAUCAACCUGUUAAAUGGCACAUAUGGUCAAUGACAGCCCUCACAGAUCCAAAAUUUUCAGAGCAAAGAGUAGACCUUGUAAAACCCAUCUCUUUUGUUUACAUGAUCGACGAUAUUUUUGAUGUUUAUGGGACUCUUGACGAUCUCACUCUCUUCACAGAAGUUGUUCACAGAUGGGACAUUGCUGCCGCUGCACAGCUACCUGACUACAUGAGAAUAUGUUUAAAUGCUCUUAAUAACGUUAUUAAUGAAAUUAGCUUCAAGGUCUAUAAAUGUCAUGGCUGGAACCCUCUGCUCUCUCUACGAAAAGCGUGGACAAGCUUGUGCAAUGCAUUCCUAGUAGAAGCGAAAUGGUUUGCUUCUGGAGAUGUGCCCAAUGCUGACGAGUACUUAAAGAAUGGGAUUUUGAGUUCAGGGGUACAUGCUGUUCUAGUUCACCUUUCCUUUCUGUUGGGUCAAGAUAUAACCAAAGAAAAUGUGGAAUUGCUUGAUUCCAAUCCAGGCAUAAUAUAUUCUACUGCAAAAAUUCUUAGGCUUUGGGAUGACUUGGGAAGUGCCAAGGAUGAGAAUCAGGAUGGCCAUGAUGGAUCAUACCUGGAAUGUUACUCGAAGGAACACCAAGAAUGUUCAGUGGAAAGUGCAAGAAAGCAUGUCAUCCAGAUGAUUUUAGACACAUGGAAACAACUCAACAAGGAAUGUCUCUUUCAAAAUCCAUUUUCACAGACAUUCACCAAGGCUUGUCUCAAUGUAGCAAGAAUGGUUCCUUGGAUGUAUAGUUAUGAUGAAAACCGUUUCCCGAUUCUUGAGGAGCAUAUCGGCUACCUUCUUCACGAUAGUGUCUCCAUGUAAGGGUGCAUGAAGACAUUAUAUAUUACAUUUCUGCUUACAAGCAUUUAAAAGUGAACAGAUAUACA
Manihot esculenta (cassava) is the source of this 1691-nucleotide messenger RNA. RefSeq names its product (3S,6E)-nerolidol synthase 1. Gene Ontology annotation, molecular function: terpene synthase activity; magnesium ion binding. Lineage: Eukaryota; Viridiplantae; Streptophyta; Magnoliopsida; Malpighiales; Euphorbiaceae. The transcript is spliced from 7 exons. Gene Ontology annotation, biological process: diterpenoid biosynthetic process. Bases 1 to 1626 code for a protein of 541 amino acids. The record is from RefSeq and is a predicted model, not a curated record.